AUGUCCGGCCUUCCCGUCCUUUGCGACAGGCCGCGCAUCACCAUAUUAAUCAAUGCUCGCGACGGAGAGCGAGAACACGAGCCUCUCACCUUAGAUCUCCCACCCGGCCUCACCCUCGGCGACCUCAAAGGCUUCGUACAGGCCGAGACGAGCUUCCCGACGUCCGGCCAGCACUUCUACCUCAACGGCCGGCUGCUCACAAGCGAUCUCCAAACACUAGAAGACGCCGGCAUCACCGAUGGCGAGAUGCUAGCUUUGCUCCUCAACGAGCCCCAACAGCAGACUGAACCCCGACAACCACAAGCGCGUGGACAACAGCUACAAGACAACGACAUGGCACCGCGGAGCCGCCGCGGCGAGCCAAACAACGAUGAAGUUGAGACGAUGCGGUUACGGAUGCUGGGCGACGCGCCUGCUCGGGCGCAGAUGAUGCAGCGGAUGCCCCAGCUGGGGUCCGCGAUCAACGACCCCGUCCGCUUCAGAGAGGUAUGGCUGGCCAUGAUACGCGAGGAUGAGGCCCGGAGGCGGGAGCGGCAAAACCAGAUCGAGCUGCUGAACAACGACCCCUUCAACAUCGAGGCUCAGCGCAAGAUCGAGGAGAUCAUCAGGCAGGACCAGGUGACUGAGAACCUGAUACAUGCGUACGAGAACAACCCCGAAGUCUUCGGCCGCGUGAGCAUGCUCUACAUCAACGCCGAAGUAAACGGCCGGCCCGUGAAAGCCUUCGUCGACUCCGGCGCCCAGGCGACCAUCAUGUCGCCCUCGUGCGCCGAAGCCUGCGGCAUCAUGCGGCUAAUCGACAGGCGCUACUCCGGCGUCGCCAAAGGCGUCGGCACCGCCACCAUCCUCGGCCGCGUGCACCACGCGGAGAUCAAAAUCGGCGACGCCGUCAUGCCUUGCGCCUUCACCGUCAUGGAGGGCAAGGACGUGGAUCUGCUCUUCGGCCUCGACAUGCUGAAGCGCUACCGCGCGUGCAUCGACCUCGACAAGGGAUGUCUGCGCUUCCAGGGCGUGGAGGUGCCCUUCCUGCCGGAGAGCGAGAUCCCGAAGGGGUUUGAGGAGGCCAUGGAGAGCGAGCCCGCGAUCUCGGGACCGGCGGGGACGGAGAUCGGCGCCAAGUCCGGGGCCGUGAAACCGGCGGGGACAUCGGCGGCGGCGACCGAGGCGUCGAGCUCGCAUUCGGCGCAGACGCAGCCGUCCGCGCAAGCGCAGCCCCAGCAGCCGCCGAUACCCCAUCGCCAGCAGCAGCACCUGCUGCGCGGAGCCUCUGCGUUCCCGCAGCAGAGUGUAGAGCAACUGGUGCGGCUCGGCUUCUCGCCCCAGCAGGCGCUCGAGGCCUUGAGGGCAACGGACGGCAACGUUGAAUAUGCCGCCAGCCUCCUUUUCCAGGGCUGA
Coniosporium apollinis CBS 100218 is the source of this 1395-nucleotide messenger RNA. RefSeq lists its product as uncharacterized. The transcript has 3 exons. Gene Ontology annotation, biological process: proteolysis. Bases 1 to 1395 code for a protein of 464 amino acids. NCBI's taxonomy places the organism in Eukaryota, Fungi, Ascomycota, Dothideomycetes. The record is from RefSeq and is a predicted model, not a curated record. Gene Ontology annotation, molecular function: aspartic-type endopeptidase activity; protein binding.